Molecule: messenger RNA, 1054 nt
Organism: Daktulosphaira vitifoliae (grape phylloxera)
Lineage: Eukaryota; Metazoa; Arthropoda; Insecta; Hemiptera; Phylloxeridae
Exons: 6
Coding region: 176-985 (269 amino acids)
Molecular function (GO): metal ion binding
Source: RefSeq, a predicted model, not a curated record
CCGGUGUGUAACAAAAAAUUGUGCUCUCUUCCCUUUGAACCACCGUCGUGGUAUUUUGGCUGUGUGCGUACAGCCAACAUUAUUUUGUUUUUUUCGUGUGUGUCGUUUUUUUUUAAUAAUGUAUUAAUUCAACAAGGCGUCGGCCAUUUUCCGGGGACGAGAUCCCCAUCUUAGGAUGAGUACCAUCCGGGACUGGAAAAUAAAAUACAUAUCAAGUAUCAAGAAGUAUUUGAUAUUUAAUAAAACAAAUCUAAAUUUUCAAUUUAAAUUCAAUCCUGUUGAUGAAGAUUGGAAAAAAAAUAAAUGUGAAAGUUUAGGAUUUACGUUCAUAGAACAUAAGGAUUUUAAGUCAGCUCUUUGUCAAAAUUACGAUAUUCAAGAUUUCUAUAAAGUUUUGUCUGACCUAAUAUGUGGAGAUUCAAAAUUUCAAAAAAAACUACAUAAAAAUAUUUGCUUAAGCAUAAAAACAAAUGAUGACAUUAAAAAACUUUUUCCUGAUGAAGAAGUGUUUAAUGAUUAUGUAAAUCAUUAUAUAAUAUUUGAAAAUCCAGUUUCACCAUACAAUAAAGAUGGAACAGUAAAAUGUCCGAUUUGCUUGACAAAAUCCAAAUUACAUGUUCUUUUGAACAAGUGUCUCCACUCUUUUUGUAAAGGUUGUAUUGAUAUACUAGUAUAUAGAAAUGAAAAUAAAUGUCCACUUUGUAGAGCAAAAUUUAGCCAUUACAUUGACGAAGUCGAAGGUAAUAUAAUUAGUACGUAUAGUUUGAUUGAAUAUUAUGCUGCAGCACAUUACCUGGAUGUAUGUAUUUUCUUGUUCACGAGAGAAGGUGAAUGGAUGUUCUUUGACAAAAUCAGGCCUAAUUACUCUGAAGAAUAUAUGGACAACAAAAAGUGUAUUUAUCUCUUCCAACAUAAGCAUGAGAACAUUGGCGUUGUCGUAGAUAUAAACGAGCUAUCUUUGUUUAGAGACUUUAUAAUGUUUUAAAAAUAUUUAAAGAAGAUAAAUGUAUUAUUAAAAUGUCUUUAUUUUAAAUAAUAACAAUAAAUAAUUUGA